AUGGCCUCUGGCCAACCCUUCGCGUCGCGCUCCUACGCCGGCACGAAACUCCCAGAACGCUCCAUCAACACGAAUGCCAUGCCCUUCAGCGCCUCAUCAUUCUCACGGCAUCGCGGUCUGGGAAAUGCCAACCAAGGUGAAUUCAACGGCCCCGAAGGCCAAAAGCAGAUGCAACAGUCCGCGCCCGCGCCAGCAACAAACGCCCAGUCCCAUGGCCCAGCGCAGGACGCGAAUCCGCUGAACAGACUCACUGAAGAGCAGAGGGAAGAGAUUAAUGAAGCUUUCACCCUCUUCGACCUGGACCGCGACCGCCACCUGGACUACCACGAACUCCGCGUCGCCUUCCGCGCCCUCGGCUUCACCCUCGGCAAACAAGAACUAAUCUCACUUCUAACAACCUACGGCGUUCCACGUCCACAAGUGCAGCAACAACAACAAGCCGUCGGCAACCAACACGGCCAACCGCAACCGCUAGCCUCAAACAAAGGCCCCGUCUCGAACCCGCAACACCCGUCCAACCUGCUCAUGCCGCUCUCGUCGUUCCAGGCCGUGACGGCGCUGAAGAUCCUGGAGCGGGACCCGCGCGACGAGAUCCUGCGCGCGUUCGAGCUGUUCGAUGAGGGCGCCAAGGGGUUCAUUGACCUUGAGGAUUUGAGACGUGUUGCCCGAGAGUUGGGGGAGACUGGGCUUGAAGAGGAGGAGCUUAGGGCUAUGAUCGAGGAGUUUGAUCUUGAGGGUGUUGGUGGUGUUACGAGGGAGGCUUUUGUUGGGAUUUGUUGGCAAUGA
Penicillium samsonianum is the source of this 786-nucleotide messenger RNA. RefSeq names its product putative cell division control protein Cdc31 (gene cdc31). The transcript is spliced from 2 exons. Gene Ontology annotation, biological process: spindle pole body duplication. The coding region runs from base 1 to 786 and encodes 261 amino acids. Gene Ontology annotation, cellular component: half bridge of spindle pole body; mitotic spindle pole body. Gene Ontology annotation, molecular function: calcium ion binding; microtubule binding. The record is from RefSeq and is a predicted model, not a curated record. Lineage: Eukaryota; Fungi; Ascomycota; Eurotiomycetes; Eurotiales; Aspergillaceae.